AUGUGUCUCGGCUAUGUGCUAUCGUGGACACAUCCUGACGGCGUGCCUUUGAGCAACCUGGAGCCUGAUCGGUUCCUACCCUAUCCUCGCCUGCAAGAAGGACUCCGCGAAGUCCGCAGACGCAUCACCAAACCACUAUCACUGUCUCAGAAGAUACUUUACAGCCACCUCUGGGAACCCGAGACGCAAGAUGUCACGCCACUCAAAUCUUUCCUCAAGCUCCGUCCAGACAGGGCUGCGUGCCACGAUGCGACAGCGACAAUGGCGUUGUUGCAGUUCAUAUCAGCAGGACUAUCCAAGACGGCGAUUCCAACCAGCAUUCAUAGCGACCACUUGAUCGUUGCAGAGCACGGCGAUGAGAUUGAUUUGGAGAAUGCAAGACAGCAGCACCGUGAAGUAUACGAGUUCCUAGGCUCGGCUUCCAAGCGGUAUGGAAUCGGCUAUUGGAAGGCAGGAUCUAGAAUCAUUCAUACGAUCAUAGUUGAGAACUAUGCUUUCCCAGGUGGCCUUAUAAUCGGCACGGACUCUCACACACCCAAUGCUGGAGGCCUUGGUAUGCUGGGCGUUGGUGUUGGUGGCUCAGAUGCCGUGGACGCCAUGGCCGGCAUGCCUUGGGAACUGCAGUGUCCAAAGAUUGCAGGCGUCAGGCUCACAGGAAGACUAAGGGGCUGGGCUAGUUCCAAAGACAUAAUUCUGAAACUCGCCGGCAUCCUCACCGUAUCAGGUGGCAAAAGCAAAGUCAUCGAGAUCUUUGGCCCAGGCGUGGAAACACUAAAGGCAACAGCCAUGGCUACUGUGUGCAACAUGUCUGCCGAAGUUGGCUCGACGUCUUGCAUAUUCCCAUUCACAGAUGCUAUGACGAGUUAUCUAGCAGCCACAGAUCGAACAUACAUUGCUGAUGCGGCUCGCCAAAACAUGAACCUGGUUGUGCCAGACGAAGGCAGUGAUCACCACUACGACGAAGUCUAUGAGAUCGACCUCGACAAACUCGAGCCUCACAUCAACGGUCCCUUCACGCCUGAUCUUUCGCAUCCUCUCUCUCAAUUUGCUGGUAACGUCAACGCAAGCUCAUGGCCGCUGCAGCUUUCUCAAGCAAUGGUAGGAAGCUGUACGAACUCCUCGUAUGAGGAUUUGAAGAAGGUUGCCAAUAUGGUCAAGAAGGCAUCUUCGGCAGGGUUGCAGCCCAAGGUUCCAAUGCUGGUCACGGCUGGUAGCGAGAAGAUUCAAGCCACCGUGAGGAAGGAAGGUAUACUAAACGAAAUAGAGAACGCCGGUGCGACUGUCUUGAGUACCUCAUGUGGGCCUUGUGUUGGACAGUGGAACAGAGAAGGAGCUGAACUUCGGGAACCGAAUUCUGUUAUCAGCUCUUACAAUCGUAACUUUGUAGGUCGGCACGACGGGAACCCAGCCACACACUCGUUCGUCUCCUCACCAGAGAUCGUUACUGCAUUUGCAUACGCUGGAACUUUGGACUUUAACCCUGUUCGUGACUCCAUCAUUACACCUUCAGGUGCGCCCUUCAAGUUCUCGUCGCCUACAGCCGACGAGCUGCCCGUCUCUUUCUCAGGGGGCGAGACGUUCUAUCAAGCGCCAGGGGCCGAUGGCUCAUCUGUUGACAUGGCAAUUUCGCCCGAAAGCGACAGGCUUCAACUUCUGACUCCAUUUGAACCUUGGAAAGUUGGAUACUCGGAAGACAUGGCGAUCCUAAUCAAGGUGAAAGGCAAAUGCACGACAGAUCACAUCUCACCAGCUGGCCCUUGGUACAACUAUCGCGGCCACCUGGAGAACAUCUCGAAUAACUUGCUUAACGCUGCUGACAACGGCUUCAUCAAAGCCGCAGCACAAACUCGAGGACAUGCCAUAAAUCAAAUUACCGGAGCGACCGAAACAGUGCCGGAGGUUGCAAAGUCGUAUAAGGAAGCCGGCGUGAAGUGGUGCAUUAUCGGAGACACCAACUACGGCGAAGGCUCCAGCCGUGAGCACGCAGCUCUGGAGCCUCGCUUUCUCGGGGGCGUGGCGGUGAUUGCAAGGAGCUUCGCCCGAAUCCAUGAAUCGAAUCUGAAAAAGCAGGGAAUACUCGCACUGACUUUUGCGCAUCCUCUCGAUUAUGACAGGCUCCAGCCUGACGAUAAAGUCAGCGUGCUAGGGGUGGAAAGCAUAGAGCCAGGGAAGCAGCUGUCGAUGCUGGUGCGAAGCCGCGAUGGGACAACGUGGCACGCAAUGUUGGAUCACUCGUAUCAGGCUGGGCAAAUACCAUGGAUCAUGCAUGGCUCGGCGUUGAAUUACAUGAGAAGCAUAGGAUCUCAGUCAUAA
Messenger RNA from Zasmidium cellare ATCC 36951, 2313 nucleotides. RefSeq lists its product as uncharacterized. Lineage: Eukaryota; Fungi; Ascomycota; Dothideomycetes; Mycosphaerellales; Mycosphaerellaceae. Bases 1 to 2313 code for a protein of 770 amino acids. Gene Ontology annotation, molecular function: aconitate hydratase activity; 4 iron, 4 sulfur cluster binding. Gene Ontology annotation, cellular component: cytosol; mitochondrion. The record is from RefSeq and is a predicted model, not a curated record. The transcript is spliced from 6 exons. Gene Ontology annotation, biological process: tricarboxylic acid cycle.